AAAAGGAUCAACCCUGAUCUUGACAUCCGGGUCAAGGAGAUCAACCUUAGCAUGACACUGAACGAGGGAUACCAUACAACGUAAUUCCCAUGCACUAUUAUCAGAAGUGUGUAAGAUCUUUGGCGGAACCUAUUGUCACUGGCCUAUUGAAUCAUUCACCAGUGAAUUCUGUCCAAUUACAUCCAGGAAUAACAACAAUACAAGAAGCUAGGAUACUGUAGACCACCACUAACGUGACAAUGCUCAGAACGUCACUAUCACCUGCAUCAUGUUGUUCAUAUCACAGCGCUUCCUCUCUUGAUUAGCACUCCACUGGAACGUAGAGUUGCAGUGAUUCUUACAUACCCAUCCCCUCUAGCCAGUGCCGCGUUGCAAAGGUGCAUCGAUGAGCGAACAUGUGAUUGAUGAGCUACCUAUCAGAAGGUUUUUGUGGCUAAUACAUAGUUCUUUUACAUCGGACGAGCUGCUCGUCACUCAUCGACCAUUGUGGAAGUCGAAAACUUACCCAGGUACCAAGUCCCACCGCGGGCUAAGAUCGAAGGAGUAGAGACAGAUUCUCUCCAUCAUCAAAAGUAUCCUUCUGUCACCUGGCCAUCUUCAUAUUGAGAAAGAAGGGGAGAAAAACCAAAGAAUGAGAAAAUAUGGCUUAACUGUAUGCUACAGCACAGCCGAAUGUAGAUAAGAAAUGGUUUUGCUCAGAUGUUAUAUUAUCGUGUCUUCGCUUUUUGUUGGGAAGAAUGAGCAGCCUUUCUCAGAGUGUUCGAUUCGUACACCUCUGUCUUCACGCCAAGCUGAACACCGUACCCUUUCAGGAGGAGGCAAGAAAACUUGAGACCUUUAUCCUAACUGAUGAAAAAGGCAAUUUAGUCUAAGUUUAGGGGGUCUUUGCUGAGUUUAUUUUGAUAUAUUCUUCUUAAGUCUUAUGUUUUCUUGCUCCCUGAGACCUUUCUAAAGAUGAAUCUGAGCUACUGAUACGAGGUAAACCUGUAUUCUAGCUAAAUGGUGUUGACUAUUGCAAUCCUUAUUGGCCCCCAGCCGAAACUCAUGUCUGGCAUGGUGAUACUCUGGUAUGACAUAGUGACUGACCUUAUAGCCCCGUAUCCGUAGUCCUGAAAGAAAAGAACAAAUUAAUUAACAUUGACGGAGGC
Molecule: messenger RNA, 1148 nt
Organism: Fusarium verticillioides 7600
Lineage: Eukaryota; Fungi; Ascomycota; Sordariomycetes; Hypocreales; Nectriaceae
Exons: 2
Coding region: 386-547 (53 amino acids)
Source: RefSeq, a predicted model, not a curated record